AUGGAUGUACCGCUAGCCGUGGGAAUCGGUCUUGUAGCUAGUUUGAUCCAGAGCCUGGGUCUUACUAUGCAGCGACGCUCGCAUGUACAGAAUCAGCGCUUGCCAGAGACAGAGCGUCAGUCUGCAUGGCGACGGCCGAUGUGGAUCGCAGGCUUUGUCGUGUUCUUGAGCGCCAAUAUCAGCGGCACCCUAUUUCAGAUCGGCACAUUGCCUGUCGUGAUACUUGCGCCGCUUGGGGCCGUAAGUCUACUGUAUAACGCACUGCUUGCCCGCGUCAUGCUCGAUGUGAUCUUCUCGUGGCACAUGCUUACAGGCACUUGUCUCAUUGCUCUUGGCGCGAUCAUGGUCGGGUACUUUGGUGCCGUACCGCAUGCUCCGCUCACACUCGCAGAGCUUAUGGAAUUGUACAAGCGACCUCCCUUCGUCGCGAUCGCUCUUGUGUACACGCUGGUCUUGGCAACGAUACUGGCGAUAGCACAUUUCACCGAGUACCAACUCACGUGGCAACCUCUGUUGACACUGCGCCGACGACGGCGCACACGUUUUGGAUGGCGCAGGUACUUGCCGGUGCCUUCGUUGGCCACAGUCGCAGAAGUCAGCGAGAACAGCUCAGGCGUCGCCACGCCCACACACAAGCACCUGGACUCCGAGGAACGCCUCCUCCCUGACCACAGCCAGCAUGCUAAGCGGAUGCAUGGCACUCUACCGCAGAAUCCCCAUAUACCGGAUUAUGGCGCUGUACCUUCCCAGUCGUCCCUCUUUGAUAUGCCAAAUGCACGAUCGACGGUACUGGCGCUGGCCGUUGCCUACAGCGCAGCCAGUGGCCUGCUUAGUGGCGCAUGUUUGGUCAUGGCCAAGAGCGGCGUUGACCUGCUGAUACUGUCGUUACAGGGCCGCAACCAGUUCAGCAGCGGGUUCAGCUGGUGUCUGAUCUUGGUGCUGUUCGCUGCAGCCAUGCUCCAGCUGUGGUACCUGCACAAGGGUCUCCAACUUGCAGAUCCUAUGCUCAUUGCGCCACUGGCUUUCUGCUUUUACAACGUCUCGUCGAUCACGCUCGGACUGGUGUACUUUAACGAUGCGGCAUACCUAUCGUGGCUCAGUGUGGCCAUGAUUGUAGUAGGCACUGUGCUUUUACUGGCUGGUGUGUGGACCCUCAGUCUGCACCGACAGAGCGACACGCUUACGUCUCUGCAGCCAGGCCCUAUCGAGGUAAACGAGCCGUCGAGUCACGUCUCCGGACACGCACUCUCAUCUCCAAGAAUGCCAAGCGCACUAUCUGGACCCAAAGCGAAUCGCCUGCCGUCUUCGAUUUCGUUGGACUAUUCGCUCCAAAGAGGCAUCGAGCAGACAGAUGCAGCGCCGACGCAGCACCGCACAUCCUGGCUCACCAUGCUGGCUGAACGCGGCCUGAGCGUGGGUCUGAGCGCAAGCUCUCCGGGAUUCCACGUGCAGUCACAACACCAGCGCCACUCGAUGUAA
Malassezia restricta is the source of this 1479-nucleotide messenger RNA. Its product is annotated as DUF803 domain protein. NCBI's taxonomy places the organism in Eukaryota, Fungi, Basidiomycota, Malasseziomycetes, Malasseziales, Malasseziaceae. Gene Ontology annotation, molecular function: magnesium ion transmembrane transporter activity. Gene Ontology annotation, cellular component: membrane. Gene Ontology annotation, biological process: magnesium ion transport. Bases 1 to 1479 code for a protein of 492 amino acids. The transcript has a single exon. The record is from RefSeq and is a predicted model, not a curated record.